CCUACUCACUUCAGUUACUGGUUCUCUUCGUGCCACCCAGCAGCUCCUGGUCUAAUGCAAACUGUACAAACCUCCUUCGUGAUUCCUCGUGGCUUGUUUUCACUCCAUACGUCGCAGAAAACGGAGGAGGAGGUGUCUUAGGAAAUGAAGAACGAGAGAGUGAGAGGGAGAGAGAAAAUAAGGAGGAAGUGCUAAGAUGGUGUUUAUGUAAGGAGUGAAAGAAGACAGGAGGACACAGAAGAGGAGUUUGUGUGUGUGUGUGUUUGAUGCGGUGUCCUUCGCUGUCAUGUGUCUGAAGGUGCAGGAAGUGUCUCCAGAGCUCACCUGUUGCUGGGUUUAAUUAGACAAAGGGCGCGGCGUGGGUGUGGCGGUGAGGCGGUGAGGCAGAGGGGCUGAGAGGCUUGAAAGGCGGCAGCGACAGCGACUACCACGAACUUCAGGAGUUGCGGUGAUGGAUGAGCCUGAAACCGCCAUCGUCGCCACCUCGCACAUCGCAGGGGCCAUGAACUACCCAUCUACUACUCAGGCUUUGUUUGCACUCAUCGUAAUGAUCAUUGUGCUGCUGUUCAUCCUGGUGUACUGCUGCUGGGGAACCUUCACUUGUGCUCGCCAGGACGAUGCCGCUGCCCCUUCUACUGAGGAAGGAGGGGGAGGAACCAACACUCAUCAAAAUGUUCGCCAGAUUCUUCAUGGGCCCCACACAGUCAUUGUGCCUAUUAACAACAUGAUUUAUGUUGGAGAUCCUGAGACACAUCAAAUAUAUCAGAUUCCAUUGGACCGUGACAAGCCUCCUGCUUAUACUGAGGUAUUCCAUGCAGGCCCUCCACCACCUUACAGACUAGACACCAUUGCUUCAGACUCUAGCAGCACUGCCACUGCAAACAGAGAACAAGGGGACACCAGAACAUCACUGCCUGAAAACCCUCCAGCCUAUGAUGAGUGUUUAUCAGCCACAACAGAAGAGUUUGGAGGUGAGCAGAAUAGAGAUGCAGCUUCAGUUCCCCCUGAGCAGCAGCAGCAACAGCAAGAACAUACAUCAGCAUCUGACACCACCACCCCUGCUGUCACAGAGUCCCCACCAUCUACAAUAGAUGAGUCAGUUCAAGAAGCAUCAAGAGUUCCAAGACCAGACUUGGUCCUCACAGUGAGUACUUUGCCACAAGAGUCUUUGCAGCCUGCUGAAGAAGGGCCCCACAAUGCCUCUGCUAAACCUCAAAGGGGCCACUGAAAGAAAUUCAGACCAUUCUUUGUUGUGGUUUUUUUAAUGUCCUGAUGAGUGCCCAGCUUAUAGGAGUGUAUCCAGGGAAUAACAGAAGAGGUGAGGGAAGUUGAUGAAUGAAUGCUAAUCUACCUAUAUUUUGAUGAGGUGGUUCUCUAGAAUUUGAAUGUUUGAGCAGGAUAAUGUUUUGCACACAAGGUCUCCAGAUUUUAUGUUUGCUCUAUGCAUCACUGUUAGGAGACACAAGGAAUGUAGUGGAGAAACUCAGUCAAAUCUUCAGUAUUGCUCUGAGUUUUUGUCCUGUCCAUAGUUCAAACUACACAACUACAGACUGUAAUGACUGAGAUGUUUCCUCUUACUUUGGUUUUCUUCCUGUUUCUAUAGUUGUUCUUUCAGUUCUUGCUUUGUUCCCACUUUCUGUCUCUCUCUCUGUAAAAAUUCACCAUAAUAUCAUCUUUCUUGGUGACAUGGUUGUCUCCACAAUAAACAAAUCUCUACCAUAAACUUCCUGCAUAAUGAUGGUGCAUGAUUUACCCUCUCAGGAGGUUAUACAAGCAAUCAGUAGUGUGAGAAUGUCCAAUUUUGUUGAAUGUGGCUGUGACUUUUGCUGACCGUAAGACAGAAUGAGCAAAGGUGUACUGUGUUCUUGGCGUGUAGCUUUAGUUUUGUAUGUGGCCCAUGCAUGGGUCUCUGGGAUCUCAGGCCACCGCUGUGACGGCCAGUCCAACUCUGCUCACGUACAGUAUAAGAAAAGCUAACCAAAGUCAUGAAUGUGUGGUUAUUAUCUCUAGGGUGAGGGAAAUGCAUCUUUAAACUUGUGAAUACUUCAAGAAUAACAACAUUCUUAUGUUCAGAUGAUCUAGGAAAGUUGUGCCUUUUUGUACCUGUGAUCAGAAUCUCGAUAUGGUUCAGUUUUUUCAUAGCAAACUUGUUAUUCUUGAGGAACUUAUGUUAAACUUUUGUUAUGAAUAAAUAUGUAAAUAUACGUAUAUAUCUUGUAUUGGUUAAAUGAUUAAAGAUCGUGUUUGUUU
Portunus trituberculatus (swimming crab) is the source of this 2250-nucleotide messenger RNA. RefSeq lists its product as uncharacterized. Bases 452 to 1228 code for a protein of 258 amino acids. Lineage: Eukaryota; Metazoa; Arthropoda; Malacostraca; Decapoda; Portunidae. The record is from RefSeq and is a predicted model, not a curated record. The transcript is spliced from 3 exons.